AUGGGUAGCAAGAUGGCGUCUGCCAGCAGGGUCGUUCAGGUAGUCAAGCCACAUACUCCAUUAAUAAGAUUCCCUGACAAAAGAGACAAUCCGAAACCUAACUUUUCAGAAGUUUUGAGAUCAGCAGGACUACCGUCUUACUCUUCUUCAACUUCACGGCAUUCUAAGGGAAGUAAAUCCCCAGAUUUGUUGAUGCAUCAGGGUCCACCAGACACUGCAGAAAUAAUAAAAACGUUACCUCAGAAAUACAGAAGGAAACUUGUAUCUCAAGAAGAAACUGAAUUUAUCCAACGUGGAGGUCCAGAAUAA
Molecule: messenger RNA, 309 nt
Organism: Zalophus californianus (California sea lion)
Lineage: Eukaryota; Metazoa; Chordata; Mammalia; Carnivora; Otariidae
Product: 28S ribosomal protein S36, mitochondrial-like
Exons: 1
Coding region: 1-309 (102 amino acids)
Biological process (GO): 2-oxoglutarate metabolic process
Source: RefSeq, a predicted model, not a curated record